UCAGCGCCAAAUGAAAUGGGUUAUUUUCCCUCCAACUAGACACCAGAUGGUCCCAAAAAUCUCUGAAUCAAGAACGAGCGCUUGGCAGCAACAGGGGGCAAGAUUUCUCGAGUCGCUCGAAUAUUGUAUGCGCUUCGGAACUUCGCUUGAAACUUGAAGGUCUGUUCUUAGCUUCGAAUGACCAGAGACGAGAACAAAGAUUGUGGAAUGUAGAACAAUUCACACCGAUUUCCAGAUAGAUAGGGAGAGAUGCAGAGAUUGAAAGCAGUGGAAGCUGUGAGGAGAUCUUCAUUUCAGCGUUUUAGCUCUUUUUCUAACCUGAAGAGAGGCUUUUCUGCUCUACCAAACUAUGCUCAAACUGAUGAUGUUUUCGACCAGGUUUGUAUUCGGAGUUCUUUUUUAGUUUGUUAACGAGCAAUCAAACGCCGAAAUGCGCCUCUUUCUAUCUGCUUUUUCUCUCCUAAACUCGAUUCAUUUUCGGUGGAGGAGCUUACUGUGCAGGUACCGGUUUUUGUUUCUGAAGAGGUGUUUAUGUGAUCGUUAGAUUCCAGUGAAAGGAGGACCGAAGUCUAGAGCAGCUAUCCUCAAUAGACCAUCGGCUCUCAAUGCUCACUACUUCCAUGGUAGCCCCGCUGAACAAUCUGUAUGAAUCGUGGCAGGAAAAUUCUGAUAUCGGAAUUGUCUUAAUGAAGGCGUGGACUGAUUUAUGCGUACAUUCACGGCUGUUCGACGUCGAGCACUUUCUCCGAUUUAAUUGUUAUAUUUCCAGUGCUAGUGGCAGGGCGUUUUGCUCCGGUGCAGAUGUUGUCGCUCUUAAUCAUUUCUCAAAUGAAGCAAACUUUUCAAUAUGAAACAAAUGUAUUGAAAAGGAUAGAAGAUGCAAAUGGAGAGGAGAGAUGACUGGAAGUCAGGACCUAUGGCAUAUUAGGGAAAUCAUGAAAGCAUUCUUGAACUGGCCAAAAGUAAGAAAGGCGGCCACUAGACAAAA
Molecule: messenger RNA, 988 nt
Organism: Cucurbita maxima (winter squash)
Lineage: Eukaryota; Viridiplantae; Streptophyta; Magnoliopsida; Cucurbitales; Cucurbitaceae
Product: 3-hydroxyisobutyryl-CoA hydrolase-like protein 2, mitochondrial
Exons: 4
Coding region: 606-851 (81 amino acids)
Source: RefSeq, a predicted model, not a curated record